Molecule: messenger RNA, 2777 nt
Organism: Panicum virgatum (switchgrass)
Lineage: Eukaryota; Viridiplantae; Streptophyta; Magnoliopsida; Poales; Poaceae
Product: zinc finger MYM-type protein 1-like
Exons: 2
Coding region: 1-2481 (826 amino acids)
Molecular function (GO): protein dimerization activity
Source: RefSeq, a predicted model, not a curated record
AUGGAAAGGUUUAUUAGGAAAGAACCACAAGUUUCUCACCCCGGUAAUCAGGGGCAGGGCAGUACACAAAAUACUAGUGUUCCCAAUGCCAAUGAACCAAAUGAUGGUGAGACACAGGUAGAAAAUACUAUUCCUACGGAUGAGAUAGAGAUAGAAAAUAUUGAGGAAGUUCCUAAUAAUAGUGAUAACAUGGAUGGCACUAGCACUGAUGUUAACUUGGAAUUGGAUAGUUCUUCUCGUGAUGCCAAUGUGGAUACUUCUUUUUCGCCAGACAUAUUUGAUCCAAGGUAUUGGGAUUCCCUUGAUCCUAGGCAGGUUGAUAUUUUAGCAAAAAAAGGUCCUAAAAGAGAUUUAUCCAUUAAGAAAGGUCCCAAGGAUAGAUAUUCUAGGAGGUGGUCGGCACGAUCCUAUAUUAGAAUCCUACCAAAUGGGGAGAAGUGCAAUAGAGAUUGGCUUGUGUAUUCCAAAGAACUAGAUAGAGUUUUUUGCUUCAGCUGUAAAUUGUUUACAAAUGGGCAUCGGAAAGGUCAGUUAGCAAAUGAUGGGUUUAAUGAUUGGACACAUCUUUAUGAAAGAAUUACAGAGCAUGAAACAAGUUCUGAUCAUGUUUUGACUAUGACUACUUGGUAUGAUCUACGUAAUAACUUGGAAAAGGGUAAAGGUAUUGAUAAAGUUGCUCAACGACAACUUGAGAAAGAAAAAGAGCACUGGAGAAAAGUUCUCUUCAGAAUAGUGGCCAUUGUAAAAUUUCUAGCCAAGCAUAGUCUAGCAUUUCGUGGCCAUAAUAGCAAACUGUAUGAUGAUAGCAAUGGGAAUUUCUUGGGUUUGAUUGAAAUGUUGGCUGAAUUUGAUCCAGUUAUUCAAGAGCAUGUUCGUCGUAUUACAAACGAAGAAACUCAUGUCCAUUAUCUGGGACCUAGAAUUCAGAAUGAGUUGAUACACCUGCUUGCUUCUGCUAUUAAGUCUGAAACUAUUGAGAAAAUAAAGAAUGCAAAGUAUUUCUCUGUCCUUCUUGAUUGUACCCCUGAUGCAAGCCACCAAGAACAAAUGUCUUUGAUUAUAAGAUAUGUGGAUUUAUCUUCAAAUGAUGUUAAAAUUGAAGAAUCAUUUAUGGGAUUUUUAGAUGUAAAUGAUACAACUGGGCAAGGCCUUUUUGAUGUCCUAGUAAGUGAAUUAAAGAAUCUUGGUCUUGAUAUAGAUGAUGUGAGAGGACAAGGCUAUGAUAAUGGGUCAAAUAUGAAAGGAAAAAAUCAAGGAGUACAAAAGAAACUCUUGGAUGUAAAUCCUAGAGCUUUCUAUUCUGCUUGUGGUUGCCAUAGCCUUAAUUUAACACUUUGUGAUAUGGCCAAGGCUUGUGCUAAAGACUUCUUUGGAAUAAUCCAACGCAUCUACACAACUUUUGCUAAGUCAACUAAGAAAUGGCAGAUUUUGAAAGAUAACAUAUCAGGAUUGACUCUCAAGUCGGUGUCAGCUACACGUUGGGAGAGUCGCAUUGAAAGUGUUAAAGCUAUUAGAUUUCAAUGCGCAGACAUUCGAGAGGCUCUACUUCAGGUAUCCGAUAUUGAUAAUGAUCCUGGAUCAAGUAGCGAGGCUAAAGGUUUGGCAAAUAAUGAACUUGGAGAGUUUGAAUUUAUAGUGGCAAUAGUCAUUUGGUAUGAAGUAUUGUAUGCUGUUAAUUUAGUGAGCAAACAUUUGCAAGCAAAGGAUAUGCUUAUCGAUAUUGCUAUUGAGAAAGUGGAAGGGUUGAUUUCUUUCUUCAAAAACUACAGGGAAACUGGUUUCUUGGAGGCACUAGAGACAGCCAAAGGAAUUGCGCUUGAGAUGGAUAUUGGAACAACAUUUCGUAAGAAACGAGUAAUUAAAAGAAAAAGACAAUUUGAUGAGACCUCUGAUGACACAAAUUUGGCCACACAGUCUGCCGAAGAAUCAUUUAGAAUCAGCUAUUUCAUUCCCAUUGUUGAUCAGGCUAUUGCCUCACUUACAAGAAGAUUUGAACAGUAUCAAAGUUAUCAGAAAAAUUUUGGUUUCUUAUUUACUUCUGAAGCAUUGAAAUCAUUGGAUGCUAAGAGCUUGAAAUCAUCUUGUCAGAAUCUUGAAGCUAUCCUUACAAAAGAUGGAAAAUCCGAUAUUGCUGCUAGUGAACUGUACGUGGAGUUGAAGUUCCUUCAAGAUUUCAUUCCUAAAGAUGAUAUGGGGCCAGUUGAAAUUUUGAAAUUUUUGAAGCGACAUGAUUGCUUUCCAAAUGCAAGCAUUGCAUAUAGAAUUAUGUUGACUAUUCCUGUGACUGUUGCAUCAGCGGAACGAAGCUUUUCAAAAUUGAAGCUAUUAAAGUCCUACUUGCGCUCUACAAUGACACAGGAAAGGCUCAACGAUUUGGCUAUGAUAGCACUUGAAAGUGACAUGCUGGAGAAGAUUGAUUAUGAGCGCAUCGUUGAAGAUUUUAUUUCAAAGAAUGCCCAAAGAAUAAAGUUCUUCAAGUGAACAAUAGGUACGACAAUUUUUGAAAUAUCCCAUUACUAUGCUACUUGUUACUAUUAUUUGAUUUUACUAGGCCACUAGGGCCUCAUCUUAGCAUUUCGCACUGGGCCCCUGAUUUAGCCGGGACGCCCCUGCACCCGCUUCUCCAUGGUGCUCAUGGACGGAGGCAGCAGCCUCAACAUCAUGUACGCCCACACCUUGGAGCUCAUGGGGAUUGCAUUGAACAAGCUUCGCCCUAGCAAAUCGCCAUUUCAUGGCGUUGCGCCGGGGAGGCGAGUCCAACCCCUCGACCAGAUCGA